This is a messenger RNA of Aspergillus welwitschiae, 947 nucleotides long. RefSeq names its product adenylyl-sulfate kinase. Gene Ontology annotation, molecular function: adenylylsulfate kinase activity; ATP binding. The record is from RefSeq and is a predicted model, not a curated record. NCBI's taxonomy places the organism in Eukaryota, Fungi, Ascomycota, Eurotiomycetes, Eurotiales, Aspergillaceae. Gene Ontology annotation, biological process: sulfate assimilation. The transcript has 2 exons. The coding region runs from base 104 to 739 and encodes 211 amino acids.
UUUCUACUUACUUCAACCCCUCCUCUUCCCAUUCUCUUCUUCAAAUCCAUUCUAUUAUCCUCCUCCCUCCCAAUUAAACCACAUCACACACCCUCCCUCCAAAAUGGCCACCAACAUCACCUACCACGCCAGCGCCCUCACCCGCACCGAGCGCAGCGACCUGCGCUCCCAGCGCGGUCUCACAAUCUGGCUGACGGGUCUCUCCGCCUCGGGCAAGUCCACAUUGGCCGUUGAACUCGAGCACCAACUCCUCCGCGACCGCGGCGUGCACGCCUACCGCCUGGACGGUGACAACAUCCGCUUCGGACUCAACAAGGACCUUGGCUUCAGCGAAGCCGACCGCAACGAGAACAUCCGCCGCAUUGCCGAAGUGGCCAAGCUGUUUGCUGAUUCCUCCGCCAUCGCCAUUACUUCCUUCAUCUCCCCCUACCGCAAGGACCGCGACACCGCUAGACAGCUGCACGAGGUGCCCACGCCCGGAGAGGAGACUGGUCUGCCGUUCGUCGAGGUGUAUGUUGAUGUGCCGGUUGAGGUGGCGGAGCAGCGUGAUCCCAAGGGAUUGUACAAGAAGGCUAGGGAGGGUGUGAUUAAGGAGUUCACGGGUAUUAGUGCCCCGUAUGAGGCGCCGUUGAAGCCCGAGGUUCACAUUAAGAACCAUGAGGUGCCGGUGCAGGAGGCUGUGGGGCAGAUUAUUAAGUAUUUGGAUGAGCAGGGAUAUCUGCCUCCUAAGAAGGAGUAGAUUCUUUGAGCAUGGGUUGGGUAUUUAGAGUAGAUAGAUAUUAGAUCUGUUGUUGUAUAUAUGAAUUGUGUUUGACUGCUUACUAUUGCUUGGAUGUUCCUAGGCUGGAUAGAAUAUAGAUCGGGGGGUGAUUGGAGUACUUCUAUGUACGUACGCUAGACAUAUAAACAGGAAGAUAAUAGAUCAACGCAGAAGAAUGAUGCAAACU